AGUACCACGGGAACGUGCCGGCCGACGGGCCCACCGACCAACCGCCGUCGACCGUUCACCGUCGACAGUCGAGAGAGGUGUGCUGACAGGGCAGUGGCGCGCUGGACCUGAAACACAUCGGCACGUGCCCAGAAAACAGCGCUGCAAACACAUCAGCAGCUGUACCACAGCCAGUGAUCACCAAGGCAGAAACGGAAACGGCAGAGGCGGUUUUUCUGACGGCGCAGGACGGCAGAAGAAUAACAACGAACAAAACCAGCUCGACUUCUGGCAGAGGCAAUAUAUCUCCCGGUGUAACAGUACCAACAGGAGCAACGGCAGAAGACUGUGAGUCAGCCUUCAGUGCAGAUGCGACCCUGAUACAAUCGUAACGUGCCAUCACGAACAUCUCACCACGACCUCAGCCGUGAACGCAUUACUGUUUCGUCGUUCGUGACGGUGACCGUGAAGGUGUCGUGAGGGAUCCAUGUCGCUUUCGUGACGAGUCCGUGACGAGUGCGUGACAUUGUCGUGACAGGACCGUCCUGGUGUUCAGUGACGUCACGAGGCCGGAAGUAGUGACGCGGCUAGGAAUGUGAUGCGGUGAUCGGUGUGUGGAGAGACAUGGAGGUCGUCGUGAGAUCGUGCAUCUUGAUCGCGAUAUUUGGCACGGUGAUCGGAGCGGUAACAGGCUACUCGGACGUGCACAUCUCGCGGGUGCGGAUGCCGGCCGUGGUGUUGAACGGCUCCCUGCCCAGCGUGGUACUGGACUGUGACUACGAGCUGGAGACGGCCGACCGGACCGCCGCCGGCCUGGUGGUCAAGUGGUACCGUGACCGCAGCCCGGCGCCCGUCUACCAGUGGAUCCCCGGUCACCGGCCGCAGGCGUUCGGCGCGCUCAGAGGGCACGUCAACCUGGGCCAUGUCGUUAGCGACGACCCGCUCAAGGUGCAUCGCGCCGUGCAGAUAGUGCGUCCGACGACCCAAAUGUCCGGUGACUACACCUGUCGGGUCACCACCUGGAGGGGGGUCGACUCGGCCACCAAGAAAAUGGUCAUCUACGCGCCGGCCCAGUGGAUGAACCUCACCAGCACCAAGCCGGCGCGACACCAGGUGAACAUCACGUGCCUGGUGAACGGAGUCUACCCCGAACCCGUGGUCGACAUCUUCGUAGGAAGCUCACAAAGCAACAGGCGGCGGAUGCGCGGUCUGCGCGUGGAGAAGUCGUGGAAGGACGGCGCGUACACGGUGCGCGUGCAGAAACUCGAGGAGGACCGGCACCUGCCCCCGGAGGCGGUCAUCGAGUGCGUGCUCACGCUGCCCGACACAGACUACCGGCGCAGCAGGAGGAUCAUGUACUUCCACGGCACUGCACCACAGUCGCUGGCCUCAGUUCGCGGAGCACCAUCGGCACCAGAACCAGGCAGAUACAGUCUAAGUGGUUCAUCCAGUGCAGUAUCUCCCCUCGGGUUCCUGACGGGCCUCUGUUUGCUCUGGAGUCUCGGAAUCAGUCUACGACUUCCCACCUAGACGCACCCACCAGCCUUUAAGGGCGUGGGUCACGUGUCAUACGGGAAGUUUGUGAAGAGGCCACCGCGGCUCUAGUCAACGCUGAAUGUGACUGUCGUUAGAACAAGAGGGUAGUUACAGGAAACGGUGGUCUUCCAGGACAUGUGUGUUAUCGUGUAUUGAAAGAUAUAAUUCAUUUUCGUCUUCACCUGAACGUCAAGCACAAUGUUAAUUAGAUUUGUUCAAUAUAGCAUUUUGUAUUGACAUUUGCACCAUUGAUUCUGCUACUCUAUGGCUAAGUUAAACAAUCAUUUAGCUAGCUCUAUACAAGGAACGAAAUAUGUAUUUUGUCAACCGUUCUUAUGCUAAUGUGAAAAUAUUUAAUGAUAGUAAUACAUGCAUUAUAUAGGAACA
Messenger RNA from Amphibalanus amphitrite, 1902 nucleotides. RefSeq lists its product as uncharacterized. Lineage: Eukaryota; Metazoa; Arthropoda; Thecostraca; Balanomorpha; Balanidae. The coding region runs from base 604 to 1509 and encodes 301 amino acids. The transcript has 9 exons. The record is from RefSeq and is a predicted model, not a curated record.